Messenger RNA from Aspergillus aculeatinus CBS 121060, 354 nucleotides. RefSeq lists its product as uncharacterized. The transcript has 4 exons. The coding region runs from base 1 to 354 and encodes 117 amino acids. Lineage: Eukaryota; Fungi; Ascomycota; Eurotiomycetes; Eurotiales; Aspergillaceae. The record is from RefSeq and is a predicted model, not a curated record.
AUGAUGAAGUGGGCGACAAUUAUUGCGUUCAUUGCGUCCGGCGCGAGGACCCGAGUUCGAUUUAAGGUCAUCAAGAGAGCGGACGAGAAAGUUGCAAGUGGAAUGACUUCGUUAUGGGCGGCACAUGAUCGAUGGGAAUCCUCCUUCUCAGCCACAUCCAUAGUGCACGAAUACAGCCUCACACAGCGGAGCGAAGUGGGCAGGCACUUCAAUCAGCAGCAGGGGGAUUGUCGGUACACCCAAGGUGGUUAUACGGGAAAUGUUCGAUUACCUGUCGUUUUGCUGACAUAUCAGGUUCGAGAGCGGCCUCAUGAAGGUGACACGGUUGUUGACAUUACAGGGCCCUUGACCUAG